GGUCGCGGCGCCGGCGGCGGCCCCCCCGGCAGUUGGCACCACCACCUGGUGCAGCGGAGCCUGGUGCUGUUCUCGGUGGGGGUCGUGCUGGCCCUGGUGCUCAACCUGCUGCAGGUGCAGCGGAACGUCACCCUGUUCCCCGAGGGGGUCAUCGCCACCGUCUUCUCGUCGGCCUGGUGGGUGCCGCCGUGCUGCGGGACUGCGGCCGCUGUUGUGGGCUUGCUGUACCCCUGCAUCGACAGCCGCCUCGGGGAGCCACACAAGUUUAAGCGGGAGUGGGCCAGCGUGAUGCGCUGUGUGGCCGUGUUCGUCGGCAUCAACCACGCCAGCGCCAAAUUGGAUUUUGCCAAUAAUGUCCAGCUCUCCUUGACGUUAGCAGCCCUGUCUUUGGGCCUCUGGUGGACCUUUGACCGUUCGAGAAGUGGCCUCGGGCUCGGGAUCACCGUCGCCUUCCUGGCCACCGUGAUCACUCAGCUGCUGGUAUACAAUGGUGUCUACCAGUACACGUCCCCGGACUUCCUGUACAUCCGCUCCUGGCUGCCGUGCAUCUUCUUCUCAGGAGGCGUCACCGUGGGCAACAUAGGACGGCAGCUGGCGAUGGCAAUGGGGGUUCCUGAAAAGCCACAUAGCGACUGAGUCUUCCAACCCACUGGAGAAGAGAAAGAUUUGGGAAGAAAGUCUGCGACAUUGGGUUGUGACGAAGAUUAUCUUUUUUCCUCAGUGAUCCAUUUAGGCUGGGCUGACCGUCCGUACCAGUGACUCCCGGAAAAAUAACUCACCUGUCUUAAAAUAGCAAGUGGAGAACGGCUUUUCUCGAAACGGUACCUUGCUUGAUGUGUCCAUGCCUGUGUCUGCUCUGGAGACGCGACCCCAGGCGGGCGUAGGCGUGCAGGCGGGCACGGCUUCCCGAGUAUUCGAUCUCAUUUAUGUUAUUAAAAGCAAGUUGCCGUAUUUAAAGCCUUGAACUAAAGCCUAAUUACCAGCUGUUGGUUUUGUAUCAGUGCCCACAGGGAUAGCUCGAUGGUGCUUAACAAAGGCGAAGUGUGGAAAAAUAGGAAUAAUAUUUAUCCAAAAGAUUUUGUAAAAAUAGGGUUGUGUAAAACGAGAAGUGGCUGUGAGCACAGGGAGACCGCGCCCGUGCGGCCGCGGUGCUGAGACCUUCACGCUCACGGGCCACACGUGCGUGUAUCGCGGUGCGCAGCCGUGCUCUCCUUCCUCCCGCGGAGUUUCGUGCAGACAAUCUACUGAGCGCAGUGAAGGCCGUAGUCCCACACUGUGAUAUUCUGGAAUUCUCACCUCGGUACUUGAGAAGUUCAUCCAAAUCCAUAAUCCUCUGAGAGGGAGUCCCCGUGUGCCGUGUAUCUCAGUCUUAGCCAGAGUCGUGUGUGGUUCUCCCGUCCUCCAGAACAGACCUGGCGAUUCUGCCACAGCCCUAUGGAAUUUGCAAUCUGUGAUUGCCUUGUAAGCGAAGCGUGCGCGUGCCGCCACACGGAACAUUUGGUGUCUCUAAAUACUCAAAGAUAUUGGUGAGCACAAUGUAUUCACUUAAUGGCAUAGACCAUCCCAGACCCACUUUGCAAGGAUUGGGUCUCAAACGUCAAGUGCAAUGUAUAUGGAAACCAAUCUGAGCCUUGUAUUCUCUUAAAUAUUUAUUUUUUUUUAACGUGUGAGAGGUUGCAGAGGGUUCUCCAUCCAUUUCAGUGCUGCAUGGAGGCAGAAUUCAGCAAUAAUUUCUUUCAGUUACGAAGUUACUGUCGUGCCCUCCGCUGAGCCCUGGUCUUUGAAAUACUCCAGCUGUGGGUUUAGGACACUUGGCAGUUUUACUUACAAAUUCACCUUUUUGUACUUUGCAAUUUACAUGUUUUUGUUUUAAAUUCUGUGAGAGUGACUUCAUUAUGAGACUCCUUUUUGGCCAAAACGGCGGGGGUUCGGAGGCCCCGGCGCCCGCGGCCGCAGACGUGCGCCCUCGGUCCCGUUCGCGCGAUGACCUCGUUGCGGUGGUUUGGUUCUGUUCUGAGGAAAACACGUUGGGUAAAUUGUAGGUGACUGUGUCGCUAAGCUAGUUGGCGGGAUUUCGUGUAGAAGACGGCGGGGUCAUUCCGACUUGGCGCCCAGCCCGCACACGCUUUCCGGAAGGGAAGGUGGGUGACCAGCUGCGUGAAGAGGUUUUCAAGGAAGAGGUCAGCAUUUUACGAAAGCCCGGAAGUUAUUAGGUGAGAGCAGUCGUUGACUCUUUAAAAUCUAUCUGAUCGUGUACAGACAGUAAGUAUUGUUUUCUCUGAAACUGGAAGUAAAUCUACAUCUGUUAGAAAUCAUGUAGCCAAAAAAUGUGAAUCUGAAGAAUUUUCUUGCCAAUACUUUAUAGCAAGUAUAUGAACCAAAGUGAUUUGCAUUUGUAAAAAUGUAAAGUAUUACGAACAAGAUUUGCACUGUUCCAGAUACAGACAUCAGUGAGGUUCACAUCCAUACUGAGUUUUCAGCACUGCGUUCUUUUUGCAUUCAUUUUUUACUUUUAUUAAAGGUUCAAAACCA
Messenger RNA from Ailuropoda melanoleuca (giant panda), 2532 nucleotides. RefSeq names its product insulin induced gene 1 (gene INSIG1). The transcript is spliced from 5 exons. Gene Ontology annotation, cellular component: endoplasmic reticulum; SREBP-SCAP-Insig complex. The record is from RefSeq and is a predicted model, not a curated record. The annotation marks the transcript as partial. Gene Ontology annotation, biological process: SREBP signaling pathway; cellular response to insulin stimulus; cholesterol biosynthetic process. Lineage: Eukaryota; Metazoa; Chordata; Mammalia; Carnivora; Ursidae.